UUAAGCGUGUAUACUACCACACGGUCAAACAUUGGUGCUGAGAGUAAUAUAGAUCUGGUUUUGAAUGUGGAGGAUUUUGAUAUUGAGUCCAAAUUUGAAAGGACAGUGAAUGUCUCUGUACCAAAGAAAACCCGAAAUAAUGGCACAUUAUAUGCAUAUAUAUUCCUUCAUCAUGCUGGCAUUUUGCCCUGGCAUGACGGUAAGCAGGUGCAUAUAGUAAGCCCUCUGACCACAUACAUGGUCCCUAAACCAGAAGAGGUUAAUUUGCUCACUGGAGAAUCAGCCACACAGCAAAUUGAAGCAAAAAAACAGACCAGUGCUCUAGAUGAACCUGUCUCUCACUGGAGGUCAAGAUUAACCUUAAAUGUCAUGGUGGAAGACUUCGUGUUUGACGGAUCAUCCCUCCCUGCUGAUGUUCACCGUUACAUGAAGAUGGUUCAGUUGGGGAAGACAGUGCAUUACCUUCCAAUAUUAUUUAUUGAUCAGCUAAGCAACAGAGUGAAAGAUUUGAUGGUUAUAAAUCGUUCAACAACAGAGCUACCUCUGACAGUGUCAUAUGACAAAAUAUCUCUUGGAAAACUCCGAUUUUGGAUCCACAUGCAGGAUGCUGUGUAUUCCCUCCAACAAUUUGGGUUUUCAGAAAAGGAUGCAGAUGAAGUAAAAGGAAUUUUUGUUGAUACUAACCUGUACUUUCUGGCUUUGACGUUCUUUGUAGCAGCAUUUCAUCUUCUCUUUGAUUUCCUUGCCUUUAAAAAUGACAUCAGUUUUUGGAAGAAAAAGAGGAGCAUGAUUGGGAUGUCUACAAAAGCAGUGCUCUGGCGGUGCUUUAGUACUGUGGUAAUAUUUCUUUUCCUUUUGGAUGAACAAACAAGUUUAUUGGUACUGAUCCCAGCAGGCAUUGGUGCAGUGAUUGAGCUCUGGAAAGUGAAGAAAGCUUUGAAAAUGACAAUCAAGUGGCAAGGCUUGAGACCCAAAAUUCAGUUUGGUACAUACAAUGAUUCUGAAAAGAAGACUGAGGAGUAUGAUACCCAGGCUAUGAAAUACUUGUCAUAUUUGCUCUAUCCACUGUGUAUUGGAGGUGCAGGUUACUCCUUGCUGAAUGUCAAAUACAAAAGCUGGUAUUCCUGGUUGAUUAACAGCUUUGUCAAUGGAGUGUAUGCUUUUGGAUUCCUGUUUAUGCUGCCCCAGCUGUUUGUAAACUACAAGAUGAAAUCUGUUGCACACUUACCAUGGAAGGCUUUCACAUACAAAGCAUUCAACACCUUUAUUGAUGAUAUAUUUGCUUUUAUCAUCACUAUGCCAACAUCUCAUAGGCUGGCGUGCUUUAGAGAUGAUGUCGUGUUCCUGGUCUAUCUUUACCAAAGAUGGCUUUAUCCUGUGGAUAAGAGCAGAGUGAAUGAGUAUGGAGAAUCUUAUGAAGAAAAGCCAAAAAAAAAAGCUCAUAGAGAAUAACUUAAGAAUUGAAGAAGAUUCUGACCCCUGGACUCUUACUGGCUUCAUGUAUUAUUUGGUCUUAAGGAAGGAAAACUUAUUUAAUAAGAGUAUUUUUAAAGCUUAUGACAGAACUACAUGGACAAUACAUCUUCUAUAUUGCCAAAAUCUAGUUUUGAUAUCCUCCUAUUUCAAGAUCCUCUUUUGUCCUCACAAGGUCCACAGUCUGCCAGAUGUCAUUAAAUAAACUUCCUGCAUUUAAACUUCUCUUGGGUGAAAACCUAAGUGUCCUGACCAUUGUAAUUAAUAUCCAAAUCUACGUUUUUAAGACAACUCACUAACUGGGAGUGUGGUGCCCAUACCACUAAGCUAUGAAAAGUGGAAAAAGGCAGUGUGUUACAGCAGAAUCGAGCAUUAUUGCCAAACUGGAGGCUGUCAUAAAUAAAAUGUAUAAUACUGGA
Messenger RNA from Phaethon lepturus (White-tailed tropicbird), 1892 nucleotides. It is a transcript of the gene CLPTM1L, whose product is annotated as CLPTM1-like. Gene Ontology annotation, cellular component: membrane; endomembrane system. The annotation marks the transcript as partial. The transcript has 16 exons. The record is from RefSeq and is a predicted model, not a curated record. Lineage: Eukaryota; Metazoa; Chordata; Aves; Phaethontiformes; Phaethontidae.